This is a messenger RNA of Gymnogyps californianus (California condor), 1806 nucleotides long. RefSeq names its product glypican 5 (gene GPC5). Gene Ontology annotation, cellular component: plasma membrane; extracellular region; cell surface. NCBI's taxonomy places the organism in Eukaryota, Metazoa, Chordata, Aves, Accipitriformes, Cathartidae. The record is from RefSeq and is a predicted model, not a curated record. Gene Ontology annotation, biological process: regulation of protein localization to membrane; positive regulation of canonical Wnt signaling pathway; cell migration.
AUGGGGGGGAAGAGCCUCCGCCUCGGCGUCCUCGGCCUCGGCGUCCUGCUGCUGGCUGCCGGCUCGGGGGAUGCGGAGCCGCCGCCGAGCUGCGAGGGCGUCCGGGAAGUUUUCCAGCUGCGCCAGCUCGGACCCCUCAGAGGCAUCCCGGAGUCCCCGCGGGCAGGGGUUGAUCUCCAGGUUUGUACUUCUAAAAAUCCAACAUGCUGUACCAAAAAGAUGGAAGAAAGAUAUCAGACUGCAGCAAAGCAAGAUAUACAGCAAGUGCUUCAAACAUCAAGUGCUAUGUUAAAAUUUUUAAUAUCUCGUAAUGCAGCUGCUUUUCAAGAAACCUUUGAAAUGCUUAUCAGGCUGGCUGAGAAUUACACAAGCACACUUUUCUGCAAUGUGUAUAGAAACAUGGCUGCUGAGGCUACUACAUGUGUUCAGGAGUUUUUCACAGAUGUUGGACUCUUCAUAUUUGGCACAGAUGUUAGCACAGAGGAAUUUGUCAACAGAUUUUUUGACACCCUGUUCCCAGUAGUCUACAAUCACGUGAUUAACCCUGGUCUGACUGACAUUUCACUGGAGUAUGCGGAGUGCCUCCGGAUGGCAAGAAGAGACAUCAGGCCCUUCGGUAACGUUCCCAAAAAGGCCAUAGGACAAAUGGGAAGAUCACUGUUACCCAGCCGCACUUUCUUGCAGGCUCUGAAUUUGGGGAUUGAAGUGAUCAAUACAACAGAUCAUCUGCAUUUCUCUAAAGACUGCAGCAGAGCUUUACUGAGAAUGCAGUACUGCCCACAUUGCCAAGGGCUGACUUUAAGUAAGCCCUGUAUGGGCUACUGCCUCAACGUCAUCCGAGGCUGCUUAGCUAACAUGGCAGAAGUUGAUCUUCAUUGGCGGGGAUAUAUUCGGUCCCUGGAGGAGCUCUCAAGUGCCAUGAGUGGAACAUACGACAUCGAGCACGUGCUUCUAAACUUCCAUUCGCUUGUUAAUGAUGCUCUCGUACAGGCUCGUAUCAAUGGGCCAGAAUUAUCUGAGCAGGUGAACAAGGUAUGUGGUCCUCCUGUAAGGAAGCCUACGCAGUCCCCAGGUUGCUCCUUUGAUCAGAACAAAGAUAAUCAAGGGUUGAAGAUGUUCUCAAGAGACAGUGAAGAAACCCUCGCCAACAGAAGAAAUGCAGAAGGAAACUGAAGUGAGAGAAGCGGGGAAGAAAAAGUGCCUCUGAGCUUCAAAGGCAGACCAUUCUUGUUAGUAGAAUUUAUCAGCCACCUCCGGCUUUACAGAGCCUUUUACGGUGGCCUGGCUGAUCAGCUGUGCGGUAAUGAGUUGGCAGCUGCCGAUGGACUCCCGUGUUGGAAUGGAGAAGAUGUUGUAAGAAGCUAUACUCAUCGUGUGGUUGGCAGUGGAAUCAAAGCUCAGUCUGCAAAUCCAGAAGUAAAAGUGAAGGGAACAGAUCCUGUAAUAAGUCAAAUUAUUGACAAGCUGAAACAUGUUAUUCAGCUGUUGCAGGGCAAAUCAUUUCCUAAAUACGAUAAAUGGGAUCUCCGACAAACAGGCAGUGGUGGAGGUGUAGAUGAACAAAUCAGUGGAGACUGUGAUGAUGAAGAUGGUUGCAGAGGAUCAGGAAGUGGAGAAAUCAAAAGAGUCCUGAAAAUUACAGACUCAGGGAUGCCAGACAAGACGAAUCUCAGUGACGUAAAGCAAAUCCAUCAAACCAUCGAUGGCAGCACUUUAGACACAACUGGAGCAGGACGUACAACAAUGGCUGAUUAUAUGGCAUUUAUGCUGAUUAGUUUGGUAACACUAUUUCUCAGUCUUUGGUAA